UUCAGCUCCUUCUUCAACCUCUCGACGGCGCUUCUCCUCGAGCUCUUCCCGUUCCAGCUAGCUCUCCCUCGCUCCCUCCUACUUUGCCUGCUACCUAGCUAGCUCCUUGGCCGGAGCUGCGCGCUAAGUUUGGGCAGCACCUUCUUCAGUUGGAGAAGAAGCCAGCAGCUGCGAGCAAUGAGGGCGGACAUGGGAGAUCAGAGGAGGUCAAGGCAUGGCCAUUUCAAAGCUGUUGGUUUCGGAGCAGCAGCAGGAGGAGGAGCACAACAUGUAGAGCAUGAUCAGGAGAAGCUCAAGGAUAAGAAGCUGGACAUGAGUGGUUUGUCCAUGGACACCAUCCCACACAUCACCAUGUCUCUCGGCCACAUCACCACCUUGGACCUCUCCAACAACAAUCUCGAGAGCAUUCCAGAGUCAAUGAUCGCGCGGCUGCUGAACGUGGUGGUCCUGGACGUGCGCUCCAACCAGCUCAAGUCCCUGCCAAACUCCAUCGGCUGCCUCUCCAAGCUCCGCGUCCUCAACGUCUCCGGCAACCUCCUCGAGUCCCUGCCAUCCACCAUCGAGGAAUGCCGUGCCCUGGAGGACCUGAACGCCAACUUCAACCAGCUGACGGGUCUGCCGGACACGCUAGGCUUUGAGCUCCACAACAUCCGCAAGCUCUCCGUCAACUCCAACAAGCUCGCCAGCCUCCCCUUCUCCACCAACCACAUGACGUCUCUUCGGGCCCUUGACGCGCGCCUCAACUGCCUCCGCUCACUCCCGGAUGGCCUCGAGAACCUCGUCAACCUCGAGGUGCUCAACGUCAGCCAGAACUUCCACUUCCUGCGGGAUCUGCCCUACGGCCUGGGCCUCCUCACCUCGCUCCGGGAGCUCGACAUCAGCUACAACUCCAUCUCCGUGCUCCCAGACUCCAUGGGCUGCCUGGCCAAGCUCAACAAGUUCAGUGCGGUGGGAAACCCGCUCGUCUGCCCGCCCAUGGAUGUCAUCGAGCAGAGCCUCGACGCCAUGCGGACCUACCUCACUGCCAGGAUGAACGGCACUGGCGUGAACGCUGAAAAGAAGAAGGGGUGGCUGCCCAGGCAGCUGGUGAAGUAUAACACCUUCUCCGCCAGGAUGAAUAUGACGCCUGGUCGAAAGGGUGUUAUGACCCCUGGUCGCAAGAGUGUCCAUGACAACUCGGAGGGAUUCUUGAUGUCAGAUUAUCGGACGCUCAACGGCGUCGGGUCGCCAGGGUUUCUCUCCAUGCUGUCGCCUCGACGGCUCUUCUCGCCUCGGAGGAAUUCACCCAAGCAUCAAUAAAUGUGAUAACAUGUUUGCAUGUUGUUUGCUCCUUCAAGUAUUCAGAUGAGAUUCUCGUAGGUCCUGCUGUUUCUGCAGGUGUGUACAUAUGUCUGAAGAGGUAUGUAUAUGCAGUAAUGUAUAGUAGUACAGUAGGGCAUUGAUGUACAUACAGACUAAAGGGGUGCUUUUAUCGCUAUGAAUGCUUUUGUAAGUGAAGUGUAUUUUGAGUAAGAAUUGUAACCCUCUAGAUGUUGAAUAAACAUAAAGUUUGAGGGCUU
Molecule: messenger RNA, 1559 nt
Organism: Lolium rigidum
Lineage: Eukaryota; Viridiplantae; Streptophyta; Magnoliopsida; Poales; Poaceae
Product: plant intracellular Ras-group-related LRR protein 1-like
Exons: 4
Coding region: 178-1299 (373 amino acids)
Molecular function (GO): protein binding
Source: RefSeq, a predicted model, not a curated record